CACUACUAUAAACAUGUAGAAUGUAUCAAUUGAAUCUAUAAAGAUAAUAAGAUAUUGUUUAAUUCUCAACACCUCUCAAACACCACACCAAAACAAGGUGUAGGGAUAUGGCUUUAGUCAAGGUUGCUUUUGUGGUCGUCGUUCUUGCUUCAAUAGCUAGCAAUGGGCUUGGAUUCACGAGUAUAGCAAGAAAGACAGGUUCUGGUGAAUGUGUUGAAGAUGUUGAAUGCAACUCGAUUAUACCUUACUGCAAAGAAAUAGCCAUUUGUGGUAAUGGUGUUUGCAUGUGUGACCAGAUCAAAGAAAUCGUGAUUCCAAAAUGUAGAACCGAUGCUGAUUGUGGAAUACUACUUUGUUUUCCACCAUGCAAUCUUGUUCCAUAUUGUGACAUUAAAAGUGGUGUAUGUAAGUGGAAAUGACUUUAAGUCAUUAUUAGUGCAAAAUGAAUAAGUUCAAUGAUUAUUUAAUUUCAGUUUCAAUUCAA
This is a messenger RNA of Cajanus cajan (pigeon pea), 484 nucleotides long. Lineage: Eukaryota; Viridiplantae; Streptophyta; Magnoliopsida; Fabales; Fabaceae. The record is from RefSeq and is a predicted model, not a curated record.